Symbiodinium necroappetens is the source of this 627-nucleotide messenger RNA. The record is from the annotation of a GenBank genome assembly. NCBI's taxonomy places the organism in Eukaryota, Dinophyceae, Suessiales, Symbiodiniaceae.
AUGAUCAUGCUCUGGUGUACCGGUCUUGGGCAGGCAGUCAUCCUGCAGGCAACAUCCCUGCUGCUGGAUGUAGAAGGCAUCAAUGGGAUGGUGCCCAACCAGGACCUGGUGAACACCUACUCUAUCACUGCGAGAGAGCGUCCAGGACUCGUCGUGCGGCAUCGGGACGCCUGGGAGUCUGUGAUGCACCAUGCGAGGAAUGGCGGAGUCCACACGAGUCAUGCCGCAUUUCUGGAGCUGCAGGUCCCGGCCUUCACCAUCAGAGGUGUGUCGGCGAAAGGCGAUCGCAGUUCGACCCUGAAUGUGGAUUCGCUGGCGAUGUCCAUCGAAAGCGUCGUUAGGUGUAUGAGCAAUGCCCUACAGCAGCUCCAUCACUCCUUCAACUUCUACUUCUUCACAGGGCCAAGCAGCCACAUCUCAAACGGGCUGUACUUGUAUCCCGUCUUUGCGAUGCAGUGCCUGCUCAUCAGCUUCCUCGGGACCACGCCGCCAUACCGCGACAUUCGGUCGCUGCUGGUGGGCCUCGGCGUGGUCGCUGCCAUUGCAGGGGUAUCCGGCAGCACGAUGUUUGCCUUGGCCAUGAACGACGAGCUUCUUGCAAAGAGUUUGGCGUUCUCGGAGAAGCUU